Messenger RNA from Manduca sexta (tobacco hornworm), 614 nucleotides. RefSeq lists its product as uncharacterized. The record is from RefSeq and is a predicted model, not a curated record. The annotation marks the transcript as partial. NCBI's taxonomy places the organism in Eukaryota, Metazoa, Arthropoda, Insecta, Lepidoptera, Sphingidae. The transcript is spliced from 2 exons.
CCGCUCCACCGCGACUCGGUGCAGCCCGCGGUGCACGGUGCUUCUCCUGGCUCGUCUCAUGCCCCUGUACAUUCGACCCAUGCCUCUGUCCAUACUUCUGCUCACGGUUCCGCUCACGGCUCGGCUCACAGCUCAGCUCAUGGGUCAGCUCAUGGAUCUGUUCAUGGUUCCGCUCACAGCUCCGCCCCUCCGUCUGAUGGCGAUGAAGAAAACGCGUUGACUUACAUCGAGAAGAAUAUCGCGAGUCUGGAGCGGACCAUGCAGAGGGACCGUGAGGUUGUGGUCGAUAUUGAGCCAGCUGAUGAAUCGAGGGCUCGUAAAUUAAAGAUAGCAGGAAAGAAAUUGCUAAGGCGUGGAUUCUCCAUGGGCGGCGAUAAAGCUGCUGUGCAUGAGCCUAGAAGUUCUCGUCCGACUUUUAAGAGCGUGCGUAGCUUAGGCUGGCUCCGUCGUCAUCGUGGAAUUGACAGCAGUGGGGAUGAGGAACAAGGGCUCUUGGAAGCGGCUGGACCUUCCUCGGAGCCUGACCGCCCCCCAAGCCAGGCUAGUUCUGAUUCCUCGGAAGAUAUUCCGGUGCGCAAUAAGUCUCCCACAGAUACACCGCGCAUGAAGAAAAU